UGGACCAAAACAAAAUACCUUAGCUUCCACAAGCUCAGAACUGCAACAAAUAAGAGAGAGCAUUCAGGCUAGAAGAACACGAAGGGGGAAAAAGGGCAGAAAAAAGAAAAUUUUGAAGAAUGCCAACAUUAAAUUUAUUCACUAAUGUCCCAGUGGAUUCAGUGGUUGCCUCGGAUAUUCUCAAGGAUGCUACCAAAGCUGUUGCCAAAAUCAUUGGCAAACCCGAGUCGUAUGUGAUGAUCUUGGUGAAUGGAGGAGUACCCAUUGCAUUUGCGGGAACUGAAGAGCCAGCUGCAUAUGGGGAACUAAUCUCAAUAGGGGGCCUUGGACCCAGUGUGAAUGGAAAACUUAGCUCAACCAUUGCAGAGAUUCUCCAAACUAAGCUUUCUAUAGAUAGUUCUCGGUUUUAUAUCAAGUUUUAUGAUGUUCAGCGUUCAUACUUUGGAUUCAACGGUUCAACUUUUUGAUCACCAUGCUCAAAGUAACAUGGAACGAGGAAGAUGCUGAUAACUGUGAAAGUGUAUCAAAGGUUGCUGGAGGACCGAAUAUGAACUUAAUAGACUUUAGCAUAUAUGCUAGUGUUGUAUGGUUAACCAAAACAAUAAUUUUUGGUUACUGUUCUUUUGUGAAAUCUAAAAUUUCAGGACCAGAUUAGCUCUUUACCUUCUGUCUCUGAGCCAAUUAACCGAAGUAACUGUCUCUUCUAUUAAA
Molecule: messenger RNA, 711 nt
Organism: Coffea eugenioides
Lineage: Eukaryota; Viridiplantae; Streptophyta; Magnoliopsida; Gentianales; Rubiaceae
Product: macrophage migration inhibitory factor homolog
Exons: 3
Coding region: 120-467 (115 amino acids)
Molecular function (GO): phenylpyruvate tautomerase activity
Source: RefSeq, a predicted model, not a curated record